CCCACACUUACUUACCCCACCCUAGUAGUUGAACAAGAUCUAACCCUAAACUCAUAAACUCAACAAACACAAGUUCCAUCGAGUUCAGUUCUGUUCCAGAUCGAAAACAAUGGAUGCCAUACGGAAGCAACUGGACGUUCUCAUGGGAGCCAAUCGUAACGGCGACGUCCGUGAAGUUAACCGCAAGUAUUACGAUCGCGAUGUUUGCCGUCUUUAUCUCGUCGGUCUUUGCCCCCACGAACUCUUUCAAUUAACGAAAAUGGAUAUGGGUCCUUGCCCUAAGGUUCACUCAUUGCAGCUCAGAAAAGAAUACGAGGAAGCCAAAUCCAAAGGCACAGAUAGUUACGAAAGAGAGUUGGAGGAUGUUAUAGAUAAGCUUAUUGGUGAAUGUGAUAGGAAAAUUGGUAGAGCUCUUAAGCGUCUUGAGGAUGAUGAUGCCAAAGCCGCAAUUGCAAUUUCCGUAUCCGAAGUUACUCAGACACCUGAAAUAAUUGAGUUGUCCAAAGAAAUCAGAGAAAAGUUGAAAGAAGCUGAUAAAUUUGAUCUUGAAGGCUUGUCGGAUAUGAAGAUUCGAGCUUUGGAGAUUGUAGAGGAACUUCGAAUCAAAAGAGCAGACAAACAGUCUACACUUCUUUUAGAUGCAUUUAACAAAGAUAGGGCAUCUUUACCUCAACCUCUGCCAAAUCCACCACCGCUAGCACCCCUUCCUGUAGUUACUCCUGAUGCUCGAACACAAGAGAUGAUAAAUGAAAAGUUGAAGAAGGCUGAGGAUCUUGGUGAGCAAGGACUGAUUGAUGAGGCACAGAAAGCAUUGGAAGAGGCUGAAGCACUUAAGAAGCUUCCUUCCAGGCAGGAGCCACCAUUGGAUUCUUCGAAGUAUACGGCUGCUGAUGUGCGGAUUACUGAUCAGAAGCUACGUGUGUGCGACAUUUGUGGAGCAUUUUUGAGUGUUUAUGACAGUGAUCGUCGAUUAGCUGAUCAUUUUGGAGGGAAACUUCAUUUAGGCUAUAUGCAAAUUCGUGAGAAGUUGGCCGAACUUCAAGAAGAAAGAAACAAGAGCCGUAAGAUUGAUCGUCUUGAUGACAGGAGAUCAAAAGAACGGAGUAGGGAUCGUGACAGGGAGCCUAGUAGGGACCGUGAACGUGGUGAGAGCCAUGAGCGAGGGCGAGACAAUGAUCGUAGGAGCAGAGAUCGUGACAACAGGCACCAUGAUAGAGACCGUGGAUAUGAUCGAGAUCGUGAUAGAGACUCAUCCCGCUACGAUUCAAGAAGUCGCCGGAGGUCACGAUCUCGAGAGCGUUCUAGAGAUUAUGAUCGUCACAGGCGUCAUGAUCGGUACUAGUGGCUGCCAUAAAUCUUCUGGAUGUGAAAAGAUGUGUAGUCUAGGUGGGUGUUGAACCUUGUCUUGGACAAAUAAUUUUGCAUUGUAUUGAACAAUAUCCAAUGAUGGAUGUAACUUGAGCUUAGGCGUUGCUAAAUUAUGGUUGGAUGUUGCUUUGCGGGUAGUUAAAUCUAAUUUGUAAUAUGAUUACUUGGAGAAGUUUUGCAAUUGUACUUUAAAAUGUGAGUAGUUUUGUUGAACAUUUAACCUGUUGCCCAUAAAAACAAAAUUGUGCAUUCUUAACA
Messenger RNA from Medicago truncatula (barrel medic), 1626 nucleotides. Its product is annotated as luc7-like protein. Gene Ontology annotation, biological process: mRNA splice site recognition. NCBI's taxonomy places the organism in Eukaryota, Viridiplantae, Streptophyta, Magnoliopsida, Fabales, Fabaceae. The coding region runs from base 110 to 1342 and encodes 410 amino acids. The record is from RefSeq and is a predicted model, not a curated record. Gene Ontology annotation, cellular component: U1 snRNP. Gene Ontology annotation, molecular function: mRNA binding. The transcript has 13 exons.